Aspergillus wentii DTO 134E9 is the source of this 899-nucleotide messenger RNA. Its product is annotated as translation elongation factor 1 subunit beta. Gene Ontology annotation, cellular component: cytosol; eukaryotic translation elongation factor 1 complex. The record is from RefSeq and is a predicted model, not a curated record. The transcript is spliced from 5 exons. Lineage: Eukaryota; Fungi; Ascomycota; Eurotiomycetes; Eurotiales; Aspergillaceae. Gene Ontology annotation, molecular function: guanyl-nucleotide exchange factor activity; translation elongation factor activity. Gene Ontology annotation, biological process: translational elongation. Bases 1 to 684 code for a protein of 227 amino acids.
AUGGGUUUCACCGACUUUGUCUCGGAGGCUGGCCUCACCCUUGCCAACAACUUCCUGUCCACUCGCAGCUACGUCGUUGGUGACGCUCCUUCUCAGGCCGAUGUUGUGACCUUCAAGGCCUUCUCCGGCGCUCCUGACGCUGAGAAGUACCCCCACGUUGCCCGCUGGUACAAGCACAUCGCCUCGUACGAGUCUGAGUUCGCCUCUCUCCCUGGUGACGCCUCCAAGGCCUACACCACCUAUGGCCCUGAGGCUACUGAGCUGCCCACCAACCCCAAGGACAAGCCUGCUGAGGAGGACGACGACGAUGUCGACCUCUUCGGCAGUGAUGACGAGGACGAGGAGACCAUCCGUGUCCGUGAGGCUCGUCUUCAGGAGUACAAGGAGAAGAAGGAGAAGAAGGGACCUAAGCCCGCUGCCAAGUCCCUCGUGACUUUGGAGGUUAAGCCUUGGGAUGAUGAGACCAACCUCGAGGAGCUCGAGGCUAACGUCCGUGCCAUCGACCAGGACGGUCUUGUCUGGGGUGCCAGCAAGUUCGUCGCUGUUGGUUUCGGUAUCAAGAAGCUCCAGAUCAACUUGGUCGUUGAGGACGAGAAGGUCUCCACCGACGAGCUCCAGGCCCGCAUUGAGGAGGACGAGGACCACGUUCAGUCCACCGAUGUUGCCGCUAUGCAGAAGCUGUAAAUGAAAUGCCUUUUAUGAAGAACAAUGGCGUGAUGUUUUCCACGGGAAUUAUAGUAUUAUGAAUUUAGAAUUCGACAUGGAGUAACUUCCAGUCGUUUUGAUGAAAAUCAAAAUUAGCAAAAAACAAAGAAUACCCACUAUUUCCAAAGUUCAUCGCUCUUCAUGACUUUCACGUAUUUUAACCUGCCUUGGUGGGAUGGAUUAUUUAAGUCACC